AUGGACCAGUUGCGGCGUCUCGCUCUUAGCCUCUCGGACCCGAAUUUGUGGGAGUCGCGGGGGGCGCGGCUGGAAUUGACUCGCUUCUUGGCACCCGAAAAUCUUCGCAACGUGUGGCUUCACGGCGAGCAGGAUACGGCGGAGACGCUCCUCCGCGAGGCAGAGACGGUUGGGAGCCCCGAAGUUUACGCUGCUCUCGGCGAUGCCUUUAAGCGGCUCUUUGACGCGGGUGCCGGCGGAGCAGCUGCGGAGGAGUUCAUCCGCUUGGACACCUCGCACAUCGUCACACGUUUUCUUGUGAACGGCAUGGCACACGAGGAUCUCUACAGGGCGGCAAGUGUGCGACCGGCACUGAUGCGUCUGAUGGCUCUGCUGCCGCCCGAGCUGGCGCCGCCUGUGGGGGAAUUGUUGUCAGCCGCCCUACAGAACGAGCGGGUGCUGCGCUUGUUUGACGAGAAUAGCCCUGAAUCCCCAGAGAAUGAAAUGGUGUGUCAAUUCCUGCUCCACUACACGGUGUUGAUUUCAUUCAUAACUUCAACGACGACAGCCGCGUUUGAGCACGACCCGCUUCUUGUAGCCAACUACCUAAUGAUUAGUUGUAUCAUUUCUAGGCACGUGGCGAUACCGCCGGAGUUGCUUGAAAAAAUUGAGCGGGCGCUCGCGGACUACGAGGAUGUGUUUGUGUUUUGCUCCGUUUGCCGCGCGUGUGCCACGUCUCUCCAACAUCAUGAACUCAACGCCGCAAGGUACGCGUCUUCAUGGGGAGUGAAGGCUGCCCGUCCCUUGUCGCAGUGUGACGAUGCCACUCGAGCUGCCAUCUAUGGCGUGCUUGGCGCCGCAAGCACUACUGCUGCCGGAUGGCGCAGUGUCUAUCCGUGUGUGCGCAUAGAGGAGGAGAUUGUGCGCGCGUUGGGCGUCGCCGCGCUCCGACCCGGGGCCUUAGGCUUAAUGGAUGUACUUGUACAAUCUCCACAUGUCCCAGACUUAUUUUUCAGCUCCUCGCUCUUGCAGACUGCAUGGCGGUUGCACGGAGACACCGAUGAUGUUACUCGAGAGAACUUGUGGCGUUUUAUUAGCGAUGGCUUGACGCGAGACAGCAUUGUGCUGUCGUUGGCAUCACCGUGCGCCGCAUUUUUGUGUUCUCUGACGCAUGAAGGCAGCGUGACUGUGCGUGAGCUGCAGCUGCGGGUUGCCACUUUCCUUGUGAGGGGGGCAGGCCUUUCGCAGGAGGUGGUGGAUGACCUAAAACAGUUUGCUUCACGGGGACUCUAUCCGCCUGCAGCUGUCGGUGUGGAGGCGAUCGCACCGCGUUGA
This is a messenger RNA of Trypanosoma conorhini, 1314 nucleotides long. RefSeq lists its product as uncharacterized. NCBI's taxonomy places the organism in Eukaryota, Euglenozoa, Kinetoplastea, Trypanosomatida, Trypanosomatidae. The coding region runs from base 1 to 1314 and encodes 437 amino acids. The transcript has a single exon. The record is from RefSeq and is a predicted model, not a curated record.